AUGGCGUCCUUUUUGCAGUCCUUCAUCAACCCAAAGAAGAACUGGUUUUCUUGUCAACACAUGAAAGCGCUCACCCAACGCCUCCGUAAUUAUGGUCUUCAAUACGACGAUAUGUAUGAUCCAUAUUAUGAUAUUGCUGUGAAGGAGGCUUUGAAUCGACUCCCCAGGGAGGUUGUUGAUGUGUGCAAUCAUCGUUUGAAGCAGGCCAUGGACCUUUCCAUGAAGCACCAGUACCUUCCUGAUGAUCUUCAGGCCAUGCAAACACUAUUCAGGAGCUAUCUCCAGGAUAUGCUAGCAUUUUUCAAUACAAAAGAUGCAUAUAUGCAAGGAGAGAUCGACGUAAUUCAGACCCAAUGGUAUGUUGGCAUUGAACUUCUUAAACUUGACAUUGGAAAAAUUCCCUUAACUCGUUGUGUAGUGCAACAAGUUCUUAUUGUUGUCGCAUCAGGUCACUCAUCUGAGAUUCGAUCAUGUUUUGCUGCUGCAAAAAUUCAUCAAGACCUCCUAAGAUAG
Molecule: messenger RNA, 513 nt
Organism: Benincasa hispida (wax gourd)
Lineage: Eukaryota; Viridiplantae; Streptophyta; Magnoliopsida; Cucurbitales; Cucurbitaceae
Source: RefSeq, a predicted model, not a curated record